UAUUAUUUUUCUUGAAUUCUUUUACGUUAUUUUGUUGUUAAAUGGAUCUUUACAGUUCAUUUCUCCGUCAUGGGGGCCUUCCUUUUCUUAGCUACCGUUAGUGAUAAGCACGCCUGACAGGCAACUAAUCAUCACUCCCCCGCCAAGCACACACUCGCACGUAUUUCCUCUCUCUCUUACAGCGAAAAAUUCUUUCUUUUUUCUUCUUAAUUUGAGACUUAUCUUUUCUUGUUUAAAAAAAAAAUUGUUUUUUAAGUGGUAUUGUUAAUUGAGCUUAAUGGUGUGACUAGAUUAGAUCUAAUUUGGGCCAGCUUCAAAAUUAUUACCUCAAGAUUAUAAGGUAAUUAAGUUAAUGACUGUCGAAGGUCUUGCUAAUCUAGUUUCAAUUCAAAGUUGAGAAAAGACUACUUUGAAGAAGCCAGUCAGAAUGUCCAUUUCAUUGAGAAAUUUGGAUCCAGCUUUUCAAGGGGCUGGACAGAAGGCUGGAACUGAGAUAUGGCGAAUUGAAAAAUUCAAUCCUGUCCCAGUCCCAAAGUCUUCAUAUGGCAAAUUUUUUACCGGAGAUUCCUAUGUGAUUUUGAAGACCACUGCUUCGAAAAGUGGUGCCAUUCAUCAUGAUAUUCACUAUUGGCUUGGUAAAGAUACUAGUCAAGAUGAAGCCAGCACUGCAGCCAUUAAAACUAUUGAACUAGAUGCAACUCUUGGGGGGCGUGCUGUUCAAUAUCGUGAACCACAAGGUCAAGAAACUGAGAGGUUCCUUUCUUAUUUUAAGCCCUGUAUAAUACCUCAAGAAGGUGGAGUUGCAUCAGGCUUCAAGCAUGCUGAGGAUGAAGAGCACAAGACCCGUUUGUUUGUAUGCAAAGGAAAGCAUGUUGUUCAAGUGAAAGAGGUGCCUUUUGUUCGAUCUUCACUCAAUCACGAUGAUAUUUUUAUUCUUGAUACCAAGUCUAAAAUCUUCCAAUUCAACGGUUCCAACUCUACCAUUCAAGAGAGGGCUAAAGCACUAGAAGUUGUUCAGUACAUUAAAGAUACUUAUCACGGCGGCAAAUGUGAGAUAGCGGCUAUUGAGGAUGGGAAAUUAAUGGCUGAUGCUGAAACUGGAGAAUUUUGGGGUUUGUUUGGUGGCUUUGCUCCACUUCCAAGGAAAACAGCCACCAAUGAGACCGAAUUUACUGAUACUGUUCCUAGCAAGCUUUUAUGUGUUGAGAAAGGACAGAUGCAAUCUGUUGAGGCUGAUUCUUUGACAAGGAAGUUGUUAGACACAUAUAAAUGCUAUAUUCUAGACUGUGGGGCAGAAGUCUUUGUAUGGACGGGGAGAAAUACUUCUCUUGACCAAAGGAAAAUUGCAAGUGAAGCUGCUGAUGAAUUACUGGCUACUGCUGAUAGACCUAAAGCUCGUAUAAUCCGUUUAAUUGAGGGAUUUGAAACAAUUACUUUCCGCUCGAAGUUUGAUUUUUGGCACCAAUCAACAAAUGUGGCAGUAACUGAGGAGGGCAGAGGGAAGGUUGCAGCACUUCUAAAGCGCCAAGGGCUUAACGUGAAGGGCCUUUUGAAAGCUGAAUCUCCCAAGGAAGAAACUCAACUUUAUAUAGACUGCACGGGCAAUUUGCAGGUUUGGCGAGUGAAUGGUAAAGGGAAGACUCUUCUUCUGGCGUCCGAUCAGUCAAAGUUUUACAGUGGGGAUUGUUAUAUCUUUCACUAUUCGUAUCCCGGCGAAGAAGUAGAGGAACAUCUCAUUGGGACAUGGUGGGGGAAGCAAAGUUCUGAGAGAGAUAGAGUCUCAGCAACUUCACAGGCAAGCAAGAUGGUUGAGUCAUUGAAGUUCUUACCUACUCAGACUCGCAUCCAUGAAGGAAAGGAACCGAUCCAGUUCUUCGCCAUAUUUCAGAGUUUUAUCGUCUUCAAGGGUGGUCUCAGUGAAGGUUACAAGCAAUACAUAUCAGAGAAGGAACUUGAAGAUGAUACAUAUAAAGAGGAUGGACUUGCAUUAUUUCGUGUUCAAGGUAGUGGACCUGAUAAUAUGCAAGCAAUUCAAGUUGAGCCGGUGGCAUCAUCUUUGAAUUCCUCUUACUGUUACAUACUCCACAAUGGUUCCUCUGUGUUUUCCUGGUCCGGAAACCUUACAACAUCUGAAGACCAGGAACUUGUUGAGAGGCAGCUGGAUCUUAUAAAGCCUGAUAUGCAAUCCAGACUGCAGAAAGAAGGUGCAGAAUCUGAGCAGUUCUGGGAUUUGUUAGGUGGAAAAUCUGAAUACCCAAGCCAGAAAAUUGCAAGAGAUGCUGAAAGUGAUCCUCAUCUAUUCUCAUGCAAUUUCUCAAAGGGAGGUUUGAAGGCGACUGAAAUACACAAUUUCAACCAAGAUGAUCUAAUGACUGAAGAUGUAUUCAUUCUUGACUGUCACUCGGAUAUUUAUGUGUGGGUUGGGCAACAGGUUGAACCCAAGAAUAAGCACAAUGCUUUGGAUAUUGGAGAGAAAUUUUUGGAGAGUGAUUUUCUAAUGGAGAAAUUAUCUCUCCAAGCUCCAAUAUAUAUUGUUAUGGAAGGCAGUGAGCCAACUUUUUUUACUCGCUUUUUCACUUGGGACUCUUCAAAAUCUUCAAUGCAUGGGAAUUCUUUCCAAAGAAAACUUGCUAUUCUCAAAAAUGGGGCUACUGCGCUGUUAGAAAAACCCAGAAGGAGAGUAAUACCUAUCUCAUCUGGAAGGUCUGCUGCACCUGAGAAAUCACAGCGUUCGAGAAGCGUGUCUUUUAGCCCUGACAGAGUUCGUGUGAGGGGAAGAUCUCCUGCAUUCAAUGCUCUGGCAGCGACUUUUGAGAACCCAAAUGCGAGAAACCUUUCGACCCCUCCUCCGAUGGUAAGAAAACUUUACCCAAAAUCUGUGACCCCGGAUUCAGCGAAAUUGGCCUCCUCCAGAGCAGCAUCUAUAUCAAAAAUAAGUGCAACUUUUGAACGACCUGCACCAGCACGAGAAACCCUUAUACCCCGUUCUCUUAAAGUGAGCCCUGAGGUACCCAAAACCAAACCAGAGACGAUCUCUAGGGAGAACUCCGCCAGCAAACCUAAACCUGUGACUAUAGAGGAAGAUGUAAAAGAGGGCGAAGUUGAAGAUGAGGAAGGGCUCACAGUAUACCCAUAUGAACGCCUUAAAAUAACAUCGACAGAUCCAGUAAAAGAAAUUGAUGUGACCAAAAGAGAGACUUAUUUGUCUUCAGAAGAGUUCAAGGAGAAAUUUGGGAUGGCUAAGAGUGCUUUCUACAAGCUGCCAAAAUGGAAGCAGAAUAAGCUUAAAAUGGCACUUCAGUUGUUCUGAGUCCUCUAUUAGUAUCGGGUUCUAUCUCAGUUGCUCAAGUCUAGAUUACAACAAAGAGAAAGCACGCUUGCAAUGGAUUUUCUUGCUGUAUUUGCUGAAUGCAACUGCUUCAAUCAAAAAUCGAUUUGCGUAUGCUUUUUCAAAAUGUGAAGGGACCAAUUUCUCCUAGUAAGGGACAGCCUCAGUGCAUUUUUAGCUGCUUCUGCCCCCAAGAAGCUCAUUUCCAUAAAUCGCGAAGUUUGGAUACAUAGGCUUUUUUUUUCUUUUUUUUUUUCUUGAAGAGUUAGUUGCAUGAUAUUCUUUUUUAUCACGGGUUUUUGAGAGCUUGCUUUGUUUUUGUUUUUGUUUUUGUUUUUGUUUUUGUUUUUGUUUUUUGUUUUUGUCGUUUUUUGUGCUUUUGCUUUCAACAUUGAUUUAGCAGAUGUCUGGAAGUGCAGAUAUUUUAGGUUCUUCAGUACUAUGAGGAUGCAAAGUGUAUACAGGAUCAUUGUUUAACCAUCCGAUGAAACUCUGAACUUUAUAUGCUCCAUUAGUAUUUAGUACAA
Molecule: messenger RNA, 3855 nt
Organism: Olea europaea var. sylvestris
Lineage: Eukaryota; Viridiplantae; Streptophyta; Magnoliopsida; Lamiales; Oleaceae
Product: villin-4-like
Exons: 23
Coding region: 428-3310 (960 amino acids)
Biological process (GO): actin filament severing; cytoskeleton organization
Molecular function (GO): actin filament binding
Source: RefSeq, a predicted model, not a curated record